AUUCGCACGCCCGCCGCCCGCCGAGCCCGCGAGCCGCGGUUCAGUGUACGUGCGACUGUCCGCGCUCGAAGACGACGUGCUGCGCCACGCGCACUUUACUUAUUACGCAGUUACGAACUAAGACGACCGCGUGGACGCACCGUGUUCUCGCCCGCGCUCUUUUUAUUCUAUAACUUUUUUUUUAUUCCUCGACGAUCUAAGAACUAAGUGAUAACCGGUAUCGGUGCCGAAAACUAAGUGCGAUCGAACUGGAAUAUACGCAGUGAUCUCCGGAACUAUAAGCGACGGUGACCAUCGUAGGCCGGCGAUACGCCGUAUCGCGAGCCACGUUACAAGGUUAUCGCGCCUCUAGCCCGCCAGUGAUGAAUUGGAAAAUCGGCGCGUAAACGCUCACGUGGUGCGCGCCCCGCCCCCGCCUCGUUCCGCACUUAUAUUUAGCGAAAAUCGCCUCUCGGGAGCGGCCCGACGGCAGAUACGCUUGGUGCACGUCUCUGUUUAUGAACGUUAACGAGACGACACAUGUUAUUGGCUGCGUAUAACACAGCCGAUAAGGAGAAGUUAGAUAACCUCUCCGGGCCGCCGCUCGACUGCGACGACGUUCUGGAAAUAGAAAGAAGUGCGACGUACGACGGCCGCGAGAGCGUUGUGAUGGUAACGGGUGGUGUGCACGGGCGCCGGUGAGCGCGCUCUCGACACGCCCCUGCUAAACAUUUCCACGACUACACAAGUAAACACCGAGGACAUGUCGUUACCGGGCUGUAGUGGUUAUCAGAGUCCAUGGUCCUCGCAGACGGGGCUAUCGGAGAUCGAGGGUACGAUGGGGGACUUGGAGCCUCUAGGAGAGCUCGCGGAGGUGGGCUUUGAACCACAGACGCGUGCGCGUUCCAACACGUGGCCGCUGCCCCGUCCUGAAAACUACGUGGACCCGGCAGAAGAAUCCAGUUCGAAGAAAAAUUCCAAUCAGAACUUGACCGGUGCGCCUCCAUUACCGACGCCGGUGGGCAAGAAGAAUUCGUCCCGACGUAACGCAUGGGGCAAUCUCUCCUACGCGGACCUCAUCACGCAGGCCAUCACCUCCGCACAAGACAACAGACUUACCCUGUCACAGAUCUACGAGUGGAUGGUGCAGAAUGUGCCAUACUUUAAGGAUAAGGGAGAUAGUAACUCAUCAGCUGGAUGGAAGAACUCAAUACGACACAACUUGUCAUUACACAAUCGGUUCAUGAGGGUCCAGAACGAAGGUACAGGUAAAUCGUCGUGGUGGAUGAUUAAUCCAGACGCAAAGCCGGGCAAAUCGGUCAGAAGACGAGCAGCGUCCAUGGAAACGUCAAAGUUUGAAAAACGAAGAGGUCGAGUCAAAAAGAAGACCGAAGCUCUAAGGAACGGUGCAACCGCAGACGCAACUCCCAGCCCCAGCAGCUCCUUGUCGGAGAGUCUCGACAUGUAUCCAGAAUCACCUUUACCCAGCAGUGGUUUUCAGUUGUCACCGGAGUACCGACAGAGGGCGUCGUCGAACGCGUCGUCCUGCGGCCGGCAGUCACCCCGGCCCUCGCUACAACCUUCAGAACCGGACUGGGUCACAGAUUCCUACAACCCAGCAGAUCUGUGCUCUAGCGACUUCACGGCCGGUGAUUUCGCAUCGACCAGUGAUUUCCCGCAAAUCGACUACGCACAAGAAGAACAGUUGGCUGGUUCCCUAGCUGACUCUAUGAAACUACAAGGCGCCGACCCAUUCCUAAAUACAUACGUGCCAACUACGUCGUCUUCGGGCAGCGGCUACCGGUACUCGUUCGCGUGCCCGCGUCACCCACACGGCGCGUGCGGCUGCUCGCUGUACCACCCCGCGCACCCCGCACACCCGCACCAGCACGCCCUUGACCACUUCGUGCGACCCCCGCCGCCAGCCGACCCCGCGGACAUUAUGCACGCAGAGAACACAAGCCGUAUGGUGACGACGGAUCCAGCGUUGAUGAAUGGUGGUAUGAUGGUACAAACUGGUGCGCUUGGCCCGCCGGGUCUGGGGCCCACCACUGUAAUGGGCCAGAUCAUGGGCGCGCUUAACGCCGGUUUGUCGGAGGACCUCAACAUCGAAGCGUUGGAGCACGAAUUCGACUGUAACGUCGAUGAGGUCAUAAAACACGAACUAAGUAUGGAGGGAACGUUGGACUUUAACUUCCCGCAGCCGCACAGCGCGAUGGCUGCAGAGGCCGAGAGCCAGUUCCAGGCGCCCGCGCCGCCUGUGCCCACCACGCUGUCCGGCGGCGGGGCCCCACGAACCCCAUACUCCGUCGCCCCCUCCUGGGUCCAUUGAGCGCGAAACUAAAGGCCCCGACACACUACACCCAUUCGUAGAUCGGUCGACGUUCGGAUAAUCUCGAUUCGGGUUUAGGUUUUAUCCUUGUUGUAAAUAAGACGCGAACAGAUCAUGUUUAAGGUCCCUUUUUGUUACUUUAGCGUAUUUAGUCGAGAUUUUUUUUUCAUUGUUACGUUAACUAAUGUUAAAAUUUUAUUUAGUGUUAUCGCUAAGUGAUGUUACCGAUCGUUGUUGAUGUGUCAAUUGUGUUAGGUUAGGAUUUAGUGUUAAGCUAGGUGGAAGCUUGUGAUAUAGUUAGGCUUGUUGCUUGGAGCGAGGCGGGGCGGGGGCGAGACGGGCACCACUUACUGCGGGCGGGCGCUACACCUGAAGAGUAAGGUCGCUAAUACACAAUUCGGAGAAUAUCGGGAAGUUUAACUCCGUUAUGAAUACGGUUGUGAUAAAUAACUACAGUCUUACCCGGUCGUCAAGGUGGACCUCAAAUAUGGACAAACAUCAGACUAAAAGUGGUUAAAGUGGAGUGAAAAACAGUAGAAUGACGUUGAGUGAACGAUACUGUUUCUUGAACUAAGAAUUAAAUGUUUAGUUAAAAAAAAUUGACCUCGCGUACUUUAUUUGUUCGGUUUUAGAAACUAAGAUCUUACCCCGGUGUGUGUUGAGAGAAUGGGUUCUACAGUAAACCUUAACUAAACGCAGUAUGGUUGAAAUUUCAAUGGUGCACGUAAUUCUGUAUUUGGUAUUUAGAGACCCAUCUUUCAAUACGCCGGGCUAUAGCACUUAUUUGUAUUUUUGGUAUUUUAAAAUUGGACUGAUUUGCAUCAUUCAUUGUUACUGGCAAUAUAUAGUUCUUUUUUUAAACUGUUGUUACAUUUUUUUUUUGUUAUCUAUCAAAAUAAUUCUGUCACUAUACUUAUCCGUGUAUUUUUAUAAUCUGUGUGAUUGUAAUGACAGAUAAAAAUUGCAUAUUUUUGUAAAUUAUGUAACAAAAUUAUUUGGCUAUACAAGAAUUACCAUAUAUUCUAAUUAAAAUAGCAAUUGCACAUUCUAAAAAAGUAAUGCAACAUAUUAAAAAUAACAAAACAAUUCGAUAAAAAAAUAAAUGUUUUUGCAAUUUGCAACCAGACUGAAUAAAAUCUAAAUUUUCACAUACGUUAACACUAAUGCAUUCAAAAUGUCAUACGUGUGCCUAAUAGGUUAAAAAAACUGUAAAUAUCAAAGUUUCUAUUUACAAUGGCGGAUUAUAAAAAAACAAGGCGUUCUUAAGUUGACGCACAAAUUCCAUUUUAGUCAGAUCUCUAGUCCAAAAUGUUAAUUUUCUUGAUUAAGCUACUCCUCAUUUGAGCUCAGAUUAUAGCAAAAAAAAAUACGUUCUGUGAAUUACCUCAGUGGACUGUAUGUGAUAGAUUUAGCCAAUAAGUGUUCAAUUUAGUACGUUUUACAUAUUAAGUCAAUUCUUGUAAUGUUUGGCGUCCAUAUGAUGUAGAAAUGUUUUAAGAUCGAUAUUCGGCCAUGUUGUUUUAUAAUCGAACUGUUGACAUAUAGAUGGGGUCGUUCCAAUGGUAUUUCGGGAACAUUCAAAUAAGUGGGAUGAGUAAAUCUUAUGUUUUAUGUUGGGUGCACACGUACCGAAUAGAUGCGAAGGAUAACAUCUCAUUCAAACUUUCGUCAGACAUUAUCAAAAUAAUGUAAAACAGCUAAAAUGCUCACGUAUGUUAGUCCGAAGUCGACAACGAUUAGUUUCACUCAGUGAGCGACGGGCCGCGUCCGAUACAAUUCAAUGAUAAAGGUCCUCAGACGACCUCGAAUCUAGUCGGUGCCGACACCAACAUACAUGAGUGUUUUAGUCGUUUUAUUUAUUAGUAUAUAUUAAAUCUUGUUCAUUCGGUACAUAUAAUUUUGGGUCACCACUACUGUAAUAUACAAAAACAUAUAUCAGUUGAGUAUAGAUGACAAAAUGUUUUUAUAUGAGUGUAUUGAGAGUGGGAACCAACAGUAACUCAGACUUUAUGUUGAGGGUAAAUAGUCUGGAUUUUGAAUUAGAAGAGAAAUCCUAACGUUUUUUAAAAGUUUAACAGGCAUAAAGAUGUGUUAUAAGAUGAGAGAAAUGAAAUAGAUACGCAAAUAUGAUGAAAUAUAUAGAAAUGUAAAGAUGGAUUCAACAUGUAAAUGACUUCAAAUCAUUAUUGUAAUUUUAAUAUUCAUCGCUUCUUUUUUUUUUGUUUUUUUUUUAAUUAGCGUUAUCGCAGCUGAUGUUGGUGCUAUAGAUACCUGUUAAUAGCUCCCAUAAAAGCUAAUUUUUCGAACAUUGUACUCUGGAACGUGUUGCGACAAAUUUAAAAUUUAUCCAAGAAUAUGUCUUUGGAUUUAUCACAUAGUUAUUUUUUAAUAAAAAUUAUGUAGAUAGAUAAGAAUUAGUAUGUAUAGAUGUAGACUUAAAGUCGAGUUACUAUCAUUGGUAUUUUGGAUGUUGGACAUCGAUGUUGUAAGGCCUGUUCACACUAUAGGGUAAGCUAAGCACAAUGCAAACGAAUCGUGUUCCGAAAAUUUUUAGUAGCUCGUGUGAGCUUGCCCUUAUAAUUUUAGUGACGUUUGCCAAAUAUUUGAAAACAUGUAGCGUGUGAAAUCUUUUAAAAGGAUAAGGAAUUCGCAUCUAUUUUAUAUUUAUUUAUGU
Molecule: messenger RNA, 4985 nt
Organism: Papilio xuthus (Asian swallowtail)
Lineage: Eukaryota; Metazoa; Arthropoda; Insecta; Lepidoptera; Papilionidae
Gene: foxo
Product: forkhead box, sub-group O
Exons: 9
Coding region: 743-2311 (522 amino acids)
Biological process (GO): regulation of transcription by RNA polymerase II
Cellular component (GO): nucleus
Molecular function (GO): DNA-binding transcription factor activity, RNA polymerase II-specific; RNA polymerase II cis-regulatory region sequence-specific DNA binding
Source: RefSeq, a predicted model, not a curated record